CGCCGCCUCUGCCUCGGGAGUGUGGAACUGGCGGGCGGGUGGAGCUGUUUCGCUCGUCGCCCCUGGAGGCCACUCUGGAGUUGGCUUCCCUUUAUGGGGUCAGGUGUAGAGAUGCCGUCGUGGAAGCUCAGACCCUGGAGUUUUAGUCCUAUCCCAGCUACUCACCACGUGAAUGAUCUGUGAUAUAAAAUUAAAUCUGGACCCCCCUAAAUGAAAUUUUCAAAGUAUGCUCAUUCUUUUUGGAUAUGGACCACUAAUUCAGAGGUAUUUGAGAAGAGACUUUGAAAAGAGAGAUUAAAAGGAAGGUUGGGGCAGGUUGGAAGAAAAAAAUGCAUGUAUUGCUGAGUUUUAUGUUGACAAUGUGGCGCUUAAUGGAAAGAGUUAUAUACAUCAUGAAGGAAGAGAACUGAAGAGGGUAUGGUGACUAUUAUAUGGUUAAAAAGAUUUUGGAGGAAAACAGUUCAGGUGACUUGAACAUAAAUUGCGUAGAUGUGCUUGGGAGAAAUGCCAUUACCAUAACUAUUGAAAACGAAAACUUGGAUAUACUUCAGCUUCUUUUGGACUACGGUUGUCAGUCCGCAGAUGCACUUUUGGUGGCAAUCGACUCUGAAGUAGUGGGAGCUGUUGAUAUACUACUUAAUCAUCGACCAAAACGAUCAUCAAGACCAACUAUAGUAAAACUAAUGGAACGAAUUCAAAAUCCUGAGUAUUCAACAACUAUGGAUGUUGCACCUGUCAUUUUAGCUGCUCAUCGUAACAACUAUGAAAUUCUUACAAUGCUCUUAAAACAGGAUGUGUCUCUACCCAAGCCCCAUGCAGUUGGCUGUGAAUGCACAUUGUGUUCUGCAAAAAACAAAAAGGACAGCCUCCGACAUUCCAGGUUUCGUCUUGAUAUAUAUCGAUGUUUGGCCAGUCCAGCUCUAAUAAUGUUAACAGAGGAGGAUCCAAUUCUGAGAGCAUUUGAACUUAGUGCUGAUUUAAAAGAACUAAGCCUUGUGGAGGUGGAAUUCAGAAAUGAUUAUGAAGAACUAGCCCGUCAGUGCAAAAUGUUUGCUAAAGACUUGCUUGCCCAAGCCCGGAACUCACGUGAAUUGGAAGUGAUCCUAAACCAUACAUCUAGUGAUGAACCUCUUGACAAACGGGGACUAUUAGAGGAAAGAAUGAAUUUAAGUCGUCUAAAACUUGCUAUCAAAUAUAACCAAAAGGAGUUUGUCUCCCAGUCUAACUGCCAGCAGUUCCUGAACACUGUUUGGUUUGGACAGAUGUCAGGUUAUCGACGCAAGCCCACCUGUAAGAAGAUAAUGACUGUUUUGACAGUUGGCGUUUUUUGGCCAGUUUUGUCACUGUGUUAUUUGAUAGCUCCCAAAUCUCAACUUGGCAGAAUCAUUCAUACACCCUUUAUGAAAUUUAUUAUUCAUGGAGCAUCAUAUUUCACAUUUUUACUGUUACUAAAUCUGUACUCUCUGGUCUACAAUGAGGAUAAGAAAAACACAAUGGGGCCAGCCCUUGAAAGAAUAGACUAUCUUCUUAUUCUGUGGAUUAUUGGGAUGAUUUGGUCAGACAUUAAAAGACUCUGGUAUGAAGGGUUGGAAGACUUUUUAGAAGAAUCUCGUAAUCAACUCAGUUUUGUCAUGAAUUCCCUUUAUUUGGCAACCUUUGCUCUCAAAGUGGUUGCUCACAACAAGUUUCAUAAUUUUGCUGAUCGGAAGGACUGGGAUGCAUUCCAUCCUACACUUGUGGCAGAAGGGCUUUUUGCAUUUGCAAAUGUCCUGAGUUAUCUUCGGCUCUUUUUUAUGUAUACAACCAGCUCUAUCUUGGGACCUUUACAGAUUUCAAUGGGACAGAUGUUACAAGAUUUCGGAAAAUUUCUUGGGAUGUUUCUUCUUGUUUUGUUUUCUUUCACAAUUGGGCUGACACAACUCUAUGAUAAAGGCUACACACCUAAAGAACAGAAGGACUGUGUGGGCAUCUUCUGUGAACAGCAAAGUAAUGACACCUUCCACUCGUUCAUUGGCACUUGCUUUGCUUUGUUCUGGUAUAUUUUCUCCUUGGCACAUGUGGCAAUCUUUGUCACAAGAUUUAGCUAUGGCGAAGAAUUGCAAUCCUUUGUUGGAGCUGUUAUUGUUGGUACCUACAAUGUUGUAGUUGUCAUUGUGCUUACAAAGCUGCUGGUAGCAAUGCUUCAUAAAAGCUUUCAGUUAAUAGCAAAUCAUGAAGACAAAGAAUGGAAAUUUGCUCGUGCAAAGUUGUGGCUUAGCUACUUUGAUGACAAAUGUACGUUACCCCCACCUUUCAACAUCAUUCCUUCACCAAAGACUAUUUGCUAUAUGAUUAGUAGCCUCAGUAAGUGGAUUUGCUCUCAUACCUCAAAAGGCAAGGUCAAACGGCAAAACAGUUUAAAGGAAUGGAGAAAUUUGAAACAAAAGAGAGAUGAAAACUACCAAAAAGUGAUGUGCUGUUUAGUGCAUCGUUACUUGACUUCCAUGAGACAGAAGAUGCAAAGCACAGAUCAGGCAACUGUGGAAAAUCUAAAUGAACUACGCCAAGAUUUGUCUAAAUUCCGAAAUGAAAUAAGGGAUUUGCUUGGCUUUCGGACUUCUAAAUAUGCUAUGUUUUACCCAAGAAAUUAACCAUUUUCUAAAUCUUGUAGAAAAUAAUUUUCAAUAGCAAAUCUGAAACACUAUUUACAUAACUUGCAGUUAAACCAAUAAUAUAUAUAUUGAACUAAAUAAUUAUGUGAAAGCCAUUCUUUAAAAUAUUUGUAGCAU
Molecule: messenger RNA, 2768 nt
Organism: Fukomys damarensis (Damara mole-rat)
Lineage: Eukaryota; Metazoa; Chordata; Mammalia; Rodentia; Bathyergidae
Gene: Trpc1
Product: transient receptor potential cation channel subfamily C member 1
Exons: 15
Coding region: 432-2630 (732 amino acids)
Biological process (GO): manganese ion transport; calcium ion transmembrane transport; regulation of cytosolic calcium ion concentration
Cellular component (GO): cation channel complex; membrane
Molecular function (GO): protein binding; inositol 1,4,5 trisphosphate binding; store-operated calcium channel activity
Source: RefSeq, a predicted model, not a curated record